CUCACGCCGCCAUCGCCUCCGGUCGGGCCUUGGAGCGCGGGUCUCGCUCUGGGCGCCCCGCGGCCCCGGCACAGCCCUGGCAGGGAGGCUGCCCAGGGUGGCCGGACGCAAUGGCUGCCCGCGGCACCGCCGGAGCCCGGCGGGGUCCCGCCUUACUCACUGGGGGACGCGCCGGGCCGGGCGCUGUGCUGGGAGAGCCCGUGGGGGCGUUCAGGAGCUGGUGGCGAGCGGGGCCAGAGGGAGGCUGAACUCUGUGUUUUAAUUUAAAACACCAGUGCAGAGCGCCGGGGCCGUGCAGGGAGGCUCGGGCCGGGCCGGCGCUCGGAAGUGACGGGUGGACCCUCUGGCUCCUCCUGCCCUCAGGGAAACAUUAACUUGGAGCUCUGCUGUCGUUUGGGGUAGAGAAGGUUAGAAAGUCCCCUGCCGGGCACAGCCUGCGGCUGAACAGGCUCAAAGGACAAUGCAAAUCCCGGUUUUUACGGUUGAUGCCUUUACAAACCGGCCGUUUUCUGGAAAUCCCGCGGCAGUUUGUCUGCUUGAAAAUGAGUUGGAUGAAGGUUUGCACCAAAAAAUCGCAACAGAAAUGAAUCUUUCAGAAACAGCUUUCAUCAGAAAGCUGCACCCUGGAGAUGACUUUACCAAAAGUUCCUGCUUUGGACUCAGGUGGUUCACCCCAGCCAAUGAAGUUCCUCUCUGUGGUCACGCUACCCUGGCAUCGGCUGCUGUGUUGUUUCACAUACAAAAAAAUACAAAUCCAGUUCUCACAUUUGUGACACUGAGCGGGGAAUUAAAAGCCAGACAAGUGAAAGAUCACAUUGUCCUGGACCUGCCACUUUAUACAGCCCAUCCUCAGGUACUUGAGGAAGUAGAAGAAUUAAUAAAGGCAGCAGUUGGUGACAUGAUUGUUCAAGAUGUCCGUUACUCUCCUGACACAAAAAACCUGUUAGUCUGCCUCAGUGAUACUUAUGAAAGGUCUGUGUUGGAAGAACUGAAAGUGAGUGCACAAAGCUUUUUGUCAGCUGAAAAGACGGGAAAAGUGAAAGGACUCAUACUCACUCUUAAGGGAAAUUCCAGUGGGAAAGGCCAUGAUUUUUACUCCAGAUAUUUUGCACCUUGGUAUGGAGUUUUGGAGGACCCUGUUACAGGAUCUGCUCAUGCUGUUUUAAGCAGCUACUGGUCAGAGCAACUGGGGAAGAAAGAAAUGCUUGUGCUUUGCCAGAGAACAGAAGAACAAGAGAAGCAAUACAAAAUUCCCUCAUCCCCUGCCUGGAUCCCCUUUUAAAGAAACUAUCUCAAGCAGCAAAGGCAAUUGAUACUGUCAUCAGCUUCUCUAAUGGCUUCAGCACAAAAAAAGUCCUGUCUUUCCACAAGAUAGGUUUGGGUUUUUCUCAUCUUGCAUGCAAAUAUGUCCUCAAGCUUCUUCUGUGGUACAGAUCAUACAGACCAGAUUUAAAUACAACAAGUUAAUCUGAUGUCUGAUUAACACGUGGUCUCGACUGUGUUUAUGAGGAAGCUCUUUUCCUUGCAUGCAUGUGGCUGAGGGGUAACAGGCAGUACUAGGGAGAAUUCUGUUCCUAGUGAGAUUAUUUGGAAAAGAUGGCUGGCAUUCAAGGAGAUUCCACAUCACCAAAUAUUAGUAAGUAAGGGCACCUUCUGACUUUUUAGAAACCUUCGUGGCAACUUCUGUAAUAUCUGAUACUUUAUAUUGCGAGAAGAAAGGAAGAAUUUCUUCCAUCAAAUGAAGAAUCUGUUAGUUCCCAAACAGAUUACAUAUGAAAUAAUAUAAAUGUAUUGUCAGAUUUCUCUGGCUAUGGUGACCUCUAGGAGGAGGUCAGCUGCAGCCCUGCUGAAGCAUCAGAUGUAAUUUCCUGUCUUUGGAUUCUCUUCCUACUUUUAUUCGACUAAGUUGUCAAACAACAACCACCCCCAUCAAGUACAAAGAGAAUUUUCCAGGUGAAAUACUUUAUGAUCUUUCUUGAAACUGUGUACAUGUACCUGAAUUUAAGCUGCUGGCUAAAUCAAGGUUCAGUAUCAGUCCUUGCCUGUCUUUCAUUUGAGGAGUCUCUGCAAUAUUUAAAAACUAUGAUCUCAGAUAUACAGAUUUGGCAGUUGGUAAUGAGUGCAGUGUAUAGCAGCUGUCUGUGUAUCCAGCCCUUCACAUGGUUUUCACAUUUCUAAGGUAACAUUUGUAAACAUGCAUAAGGAAUUCCAUAUCACCAAAGAGAUUAAAGAGGGCUUCCCAAAUUGCUGUGAUGAAAAGAGGCUUAUCCAGGACAAUUUUUAAUCUCAGGGGAAGCUCGAGGAAUCUUGCUGUACCUGUUUACUUCAGACAACUGUGUUAAUUUGUGGGGAAAUUUGGUUCUUGUUACUGCCUUUAACUUCUCUGAUUCAUUCCUGGUACAGAACAGCUUUAUAGCAUUUCAGGGUUGUUUUUUUUGGGGGGGAGAAACCAAACAAAAACCACCACCACCAAUAACAACAACAACUAAACAAAAAAACCCCAGAAGAGGUUGCUUCAUGAAGGUCCAGUAAAUCUGCCUGCAUUUACGUUUUUGCUAAUUUGAAUUCUCAUGAAGUCAAGAGUUUUGCAGAGUUGUAAUCACAGCUUUCAUCCUUUCCAAGUAAUCUCAACAUACAGAUUGGCAACAUCAGAUUUAUGCACAGGUGUAACAUUUCUGCCAAAGGUGUUUCCCUGCAUCAAUCACCAGAUUUAUCCACCUUCUUUCUUAGAAUGAAAAAAAGUCUUGGAGAUCUUAACUUCAUGUAAGCUGAGGAACAAGUGCUCCUUUCCUCCUUCCUUUAUGUGGUUUAGAAAUCCAACCAAAAUAGCAGUGAUUUCUUAGAAUAGAUAUUAUUACAAGAGUGGCACUUGUUCCUGAGUGGAUGUCAUUAUGAGGAGAUCAUGAAGACAAUCCCUUAGUCCUUAAAUUCUCUAAGCAGUGGUCAUUUAGCUCCGUGUAGGCUGCUGAGAAGCUCCUCACAACAACAGGAUACUGCCAGUACAAGGCCAGUGGCUGAGUUGGGAGUGCAGGGGGUGAUUCUGUGAGAUCAGCACACUCCAUUUCACAGGCCUUGUGCCUGCUCCUAAACUUUUCUGUCUCAGGUUAAUCACAGAGCAGUUCAGGGCACUGUGAAUUUAGCUGCUAUAUAUUGUUGUUACAAGUGGACAUACUUAUUUUUAUUGAAAAUAUGUAGAAAAUCUCCGUGUAGUAUGAGGCUUUCCUAGUAAACGUGGAAUGGACAUGCAGUAACUUUGUGAUCUAAAGGUGAGUGCACAUCAGAGACUCUCUCCAGAGGCAUUGCUGUUAAAUGAAAACCUCUGGUUACUGAAAUGUGCCCUGCAGGCCUAGUUGCUCUCAGACCUAGUGUGAAAUAUCAGUGCUUCUGUGGGAGAGAAAGAAUAGAUCAAGUAUUAUUUUCGUAUAAGCUUGGCUAAACCUUCCUUUUGUGGGUUAUUUUUUGGUUUUCUUCCACUUUGGAAGUUUCUUUAAAAAUAAAAUGAGAUGGACCAAUAUGAAAACAACCUCAGUAAUUCUGCCAUGAAACAGCCAGUACUGCUUGAACAAUUAA
Messenger RNA from Pseudopipra pipra, 3570 nucleotides. RefSeq names its product phenazine biosynthesis like protein domain containing (gene PBLD). NCBI's taxonomy places the organism in Eukaryota, Metazoa, Chordata, Aves, Passeriformes, Pipridae. Gene Ontology annotation, molecular function: isomerase activity. The transcript is spliced from 9 exons. The record is from RefSeq and is a predicted model, not a curated record. Bases 461 to 1282 code for a protein of 273 amino acids. Gene Ontology annotation, cellular component: cytoplasm. Gene Ontology annotation, biological process: biosynthetic process.